Molecule: messenger RNA, 2700 nt
Organism: Dipodomys ordii (Ord's kangaroo rat)
Lineage: Eukaryota; Metazoa; Chordata; Mammalia; Rodentia; Heteromyidae
Gene: Pomgnt1
Product: protein O-linked mannose N-acetylglucosaminyltransferase 1 (beta 1,2-)
Exons: 21
Coding region: 126-2108 (660 amino acids)
Biological process (GO): protein O-linked glycosylation via N-acetylgalactosamine
Cellular component (GO): Golgi membrane
Molecular function (GO): beta-1,3-galactosyl-O-glycosyl-glycoprotein beta-1,3-N-acetylglucosaminyltransferase activity
Source: RefSeq, a predicted model, not a curated record
AUCUCUCCAGAAGGCAUCAGACCUUGGGAGGAGCGCCUUACUCCAUCCAUGUGACCCUCUGGUCCCCUCAGAUUGCUGAAGUCAUGGACUGGCCAAGACAGUGGUGACUCUCCCCCCAAUACAGCAUGGAUGACUGGAAGUCCGGUCCCCUCCUUAAGCCCUUUGGGGCUAGGAAGAAGCGGAGCUGGUAUCUUACCUGGAAGUAUAAACUGACAAACCAGAGGGCCCUGCGGAGAUUCUGUCAGACAGGAGCUGUGCUCUUCCUGCUGGUGACUGUCAUUGUCAACAUCAAGUUGAUCCUGGAUACUCGGCGAGCCAUCAGUGAAGCCAAUGAAGAUUUGGAGCCAGAGCAGGAUUAUGAUGAGGCCCUGGGUCGCUUGGAGUCCCCACGGCGCAGAGGCAGCAGUCCCCAGCGGGUCCUGGAUGUGGAGGUGUACUCCAGCCGCAGCAAAGUGUAUGUGGCAGUGGAUGGCACCACGGUGCUUGAGGAUGAAGCCCGGGAGCAGGGCCGUGGUAUCCAUGUCAUCGUCCUCAACCAGGCCACGGGCCAUGUGAUGGCAAAGCGCGUAUUUGACACAUACUCUCCUCACGAGGAUGAGGCCAUGGUGCUGUUUCUCAACAUGGUGGCGCCGGGCCGGGUGCUUAUCUGCACUGUCAAGGAUGAAGGCUCCUUCCACCUCAAAGACACGGCCAAGGCGCUACUGAGGAGCCUGGGCAGCCAGGCUGGCCCUGCCCUUGGUUGGAGGGAUACCUGGGCCUUCGUGGGACGAAAAGGAGGUCCUGUUCUUGGGGAGAAACAUUCUAAGUCGCCUGCCCUCUCCUCCUGGGGAGAGCCGGUCCUGCUCAAAACUGAUGUACCCCUGAGCUCAGCUGAAGAGGCAGAGUGCCACUGGGCAGACACAGAGUUGAACCGCCGCCGCCGGCGCUUCUGCAGCAAAGUUGAAGGCUAUGGGAGUGUGUGCAGCUGCAAGGACCCCACUCCCAUUGAGUUCAGCCCUGACCCGCUCCCAGACAAUAAGGUCCUCAACGUACCUGUGGCUGUCAUUGCAGGGAACCGACCCAAUUACCUGUACAGGAUGCUGCGCUCUCUGCUCUCAGCCCAGGGGGUGUCUCCACAGAUGAUCACAGUCUUCAUCGACGGCUACUAUGAGGAACCAAUGGAUGUGGUGGCGCUGUUUGGUCUGAGGGGCAUCCAACACACUCCCAUCAGCAUCAAGAAUGCCCGUGUGUCUCAGCACUACAAGGCCAGCCUCACUGCCACAUUCAACUUGUUUCCGGACGCCAAGUUUGCUGUGGUUUUGGAAGAGGACCUGGACAUUGCUGUAGAUUUUUUCAGUUUCCUGAGUCAAUCCAUCCACCUGCUUGAGGAGGAUGACAGUCUGUACUGCAUCUCUGCCUGGAAUGACCAGGGAUAUGAACACACAGCUGAGGAUCCAGCUCUGCUGUACCGUGUAGAGACCAUGCCUGGCCUGGGCUGGGUACUCAGGAAAUCUUUAUAUAAGGAGGAGCUUGAACCCAAGUGGCCUACACCAGAAAAGCUUUGGGACUGGGACAUGUGGAUGCGGAUGCCCGAGCAACGCCGGGGUCGAGAGUGCAUAAUCCCAGAUGUUUCCCGAUCCUAUCACUUUGGCAUUGUGGGCCUCAACAUGAAUGGCUACUUCCAUGAAGCCUACUUUAAGAAGCACAAGUUUAACACAGUUCCAGGUGUCCAGCUUAGGAACGUGGACAGUCUGAAGAAAGAAGCUUAUGAAGUGGAAAUUCACAGGUUACUCAGUGAGGCUGAGGUUUUGGACCACAGCAAGAACCCCUGUGAUGAUUCCUUCCUACCAGACACAGAGGGCCACACCUACGUGACUUUUAUCCGAAUGGAGAAGGAUGAUGACUUUACCACCUGGACCCAGCUUGCCAAGUGCCUCCAUGUCUGGGACCUGGAUGUGCGUGGCAACCACCGGGGCCUGUGGAGACUAUUUCGGAAGAAGAACCACUUUCUUGUGGUGGGGGUCCCAGCCUCCCCCUACUCAGUGAAGAAGCCACCAUCGGUUACCCCAAUUUUCCUGGAGCCACCCCCAAAGGAGGAGGGAGCCCCAGGAGCUGCUGAACAGACAUGAGGCCUCUUCCAGACCCCUGCAAGGCUGGGUACUGUGUACCCCAGGCAGGCUAGCCCUUCACCUGUCCUGUAGGAUUUUGUAGAGCUGGUAGGGGCUAGGGCUGGUUUGUUUUUAACCUGAGAUUUAAUUACUAACUCCAAGGGGAAGGGUUCCUCUUGCUCCAACACCCCUGUUCCUGCGUUUAAGGUCUAUUUAUUUACUUCCUUGUUGGAGAAGGACAGGAGAAUGCCUGGGAAUGUUUGGGGUCCCUGGGCAGCUGAUCUUGCUCUUUGUAUCCCCUCCUCGCAGACCUGGAUGACACUCUAACCUAUUUAUUGACUGUCCUGAGGGCCUUGGGCAUAGGCUCAACCUGGUGGGCCUUGAUUCCUUUUGGGACUGGGAUGCUGCCCUGAGAGUGGGGCUGGCUCUUUCUUACUCAGGAAACUGCUGUUCCCAACUGACCAACAGGCCCAGUUGGGGCCCAAGUGUUGACACAGACUCACUCAGAGACCCUUAGACACUGGACCAGGCCUCCUCUCAGCCUCCUCUUUGUCCAGAUUUCCAAAGCUGGAUAAGGUGGUUAUUGAUUAAAAAAGGAGAAAACCUCUGGGGA